AUGACUGAUCAUGUGACUUUACAAAAUGAAAUCCGUUCGUUGGUCCAGGAACGGAAAUCAUUGAACCUACUGCUGAAGCGAUUAAGUAAUCAGAUGAGCAACUUCAAUGAGGGCGAUUCCAAUGUUCUGCUAUCUUCCAAGGUUUUAAAUCAAUCUUCCAUCGAAUCAAGGAGAAAACCUAAGGAUUCUGAGGACUUCAAGGAUUAUGAGCCUGAAAAGCGUCCUAGAGUGGAGGAGGACACCGAAACUGUUCACAGGCACAAGCGACUCAUGAAGGUUGGCCUUUUCGGCUAUUUGCAGAAGGCCAAGGACGCUCUCGUCAAGGAGAAGGACGACGAAAGUGCCGUUAAACACUUGGAAAAGGAUAAACUUAUCGACAACAAGCUGGAAGAACGCCAGAAAAAGCAAUCUUCCAUCCUUGCCAAGGACAUAGAGGAACAAUACAACACCAGUAAGCAAAAGCUGGAGGCCCUAGAGCUCAACUUAUCUGAGAAGCAAACUCAGCUAAUGCGCAUAAAGUUGAAGGACCACUAUGAAAACAUGAAAAACUUCAUUGCCACCUCCACGCAGCCUACCAUCUUCUGGGUUCCUCACCGGUUCAACGACCAAUUGGAGUCGCUCCGCGCCUCCACUCGGAGCUUCGUCGGCAAGAAGAUUGAGAUUAUUGACUCCACCGACUACUUCUCGUAG
Messenger RNA from Theileria orientalis strain Shintoku, 690 nucleotides. RefSeq lists its product as uncharacterized. The transcript has 6 exons. The record is from RefSeq and is a predicted model, not a curated record. NCBI's taxonomy places the organism in Eukaryota, Apicomplexa, Aconoidasida, Piroplasmida, Theileriidae. Gene Ontology annotation, cellular component: catalytic step 2 spliceosome. Bases 1 to 690 code for a protein of 229 amino acids.